Molecule: messenger RNA, 579 nt
Organism: Vanrija pseudolonga
Lineage: Eukaryota; Fungi; Basidiomycota; Tremellomycetes; Trichosporonales; Trichosporonaceae
Exons: 2
Coding region: 1-579 (192 amino acids)
Source: RefSeq, a predicted model, not a curated record
AUGGUCGAUGAUGGCCCCCUGUUCGUCCGGGACGGCAGCGCAGAUGACCACUCCCCGUAUAUCCGCGAUGCGCCCACCCAGACUCUUGACGAGGCGUCGGGGGAGCAGUCCAUCUUGGAGCCGACCGAUCAGCGCCCGAGAGGCGACGCGACACAGUGGCCCUUACAUCGGGUGUCCAACGUUAAGGGAUCUCUGGCGCAGAACCCCACGACCCCUCCGGCACUUCGUUUGGCAUCCCUGAUUUCCAUCGACGAGGACCAAGUCACAGCCGUUCCGGAGAUUGACUCAUUGUUGUCGCCUGCCCCUGUCCAGACCGAGCGACUUGGUGACCAAGUGGCUCCCCUCUCCAAGGAGGAAGAGGCAAACAUCAACCCCGCCGACCCGAACAACACCGGAGCGAUCGAGCGUCUCGACGUUGGAGGGUCGUCGUCCUUGCCCCAGGAGUCGGCUCCAAUGCAGUAUCUCCGUGCUCAAGAUGGUGUCGCUGUCACCGAGAUCCUCCCACCUGAGUACGACCCCCAGUGGAAGGGCCCACUGGCGUCGGGGACCGCUGGAGAGGGAGAUGGACGCCGUAGUUGA